AUGCCCUUUUUUCUACAAAACGAACGGUGGUUGUCUGGGCCAGCUUUCCUUUUACAGCCGGAAGAAAAAUGGCCGAAGACCCAGCUACAACAUGUCCCAGAAACUUCACUCGAAUUGAAGAAAGAAGUAUAUGUCAUUGAAGUUAGCCAUGUGAAGUCCUUGGAUGAACUUAUCAAAAGUACCUCAUGCUGGCUGAAAUGUUUACGGAAGAUCGCAUGGCUCCAGAAGUUUGUUAAAUGGAUCGAAUGCAAGAAAAGGAAACCUCAGUCACGAGACGUAAAACGGAUCACAUUAAAAGACCUCGAAGAUGCGAGACGUAAAGUGAUCAAGCUCGUUCAAAGGCAAGCCUUUAAGGAAGAAAUAACGAGGUUAGUAAAGAGUCUGACGGUCAAGGGCAGUAGGCUGGCAAGUUUAAAACCGAUCCUGGACGAAGAAGCCAUCAUACGAGUCGGGGGAAGAAUAUCAAAGGCACCAAUUUCCCGAGAUGCCGCAAACCCAAUGAUAUUGCCAAGGAAGCACCAUGUGACUGAGAUCUAUAUUCGUUUUUUGCACGAACAGAACGGUCAUUGCGGGCAUGAACAAGUUCUGGCGCUAUCAAGAGAAUUCUGUUGGAUCCUGAAAGCACGUGCGGCGAUAAGAGAAGUUUUAAACGGAUGUAUCAAAUGCAAACGACGAACUGUAGUAAGACAGGACCAAGAGAUGGCCGAACUGCCUAAGGCUCGACUCACUCCAUACGAACCAGCCUUUACCUAUUCAGGAGUGGACUACUUUGGCCCCUUUUUUGUUAAGCGUGGAAGAGGAAAAACGACCGAAAAACGAUGGGGAGUGAUAUUCACCUGCAUGAACAGCAGAGCAGUUCAUCUAGAAGUAGCGAGGUCGCUAGAAGCCGACGAUUUCAUUUUAGUCUUGGUUCGAUUUUUAAAUCGAAGAGGACACGUGAAAGAAAUGCGUUCUGACAACGGAACACACUUCGUCGGCGCCGAGCGUGAAGUCCGAGAAGCUAUCCAGCAGCUGGACGAAACGAAGAUUAAUAACGAGUUAUCUAAGAGAGGAUGUAAAUGGGUUUUUCAUCCACCAGGAGCCUCGCACAUGUCCGGUGUAUGGGAAAGACUGGUUCGAACUGUGAAAAGAAGCUUGAAAGCUAUAGUCGGGAAAGAUCUAGUAAACGAGGAAGUUCUGCAGACGGUUUUUACUGAAGCUGAACGUAUUGCGAACGCACGACCGCUCACCCGGAAUCCACUAAGCCCAAACGACGAUGAACCCCUUACGCCAAACCAUUUCCUUAACGUUCGUCUAGCGAUUUACCUACCCCCCGAGAUUAUUUCCGAGAAUGACAAAUAUAGUAAGAAGAAAUGGAGACGAGCGCAACUACUUGCAAAUCAUUAUUGGAGAAGAUGGCUGCGGGAAUAUAUACCAACAUUACAAGAGAGAAAGAAAUGGAAUGAGCCCAAGAGAAAUUUGCAAGUUGAUGACCUGGUAUUUAUUGCGGAUGAUAAUGUACCCAGAAAUACGUGGCCAAUGGGAAGGAUCGUAGACGUAUUCCCUGGUCCGGAUGGACGAGUAAGGACAAUUGACGUAAGAUCAAAAAACUCGGUAUACAGACGUCCGGUCGCGAAAGUUUGCUUACUAGAAGCUGCUGAUGAUCAAGAUAUGUAA
Molecule: messenger RNA, 1656 nt
Organism: Dendronephthya gigantea
Lineage: Eukaryota; Metazoa; Cnidaria; Anthozoa; Malacalcyonacea; Nephtheidae
Exons: 1
Coding region: 1-1656 (551 amino acids)
Biological process (GO): DNA integration
Molecular function (GO): nucleic acid binding
Source: RefSeq, a predicted model, not a curated record